This is a messenger RNA of Harpia harpyja (harpy eagle), 1036 nucleotides long. It is a transcript of the gene SPAG16, whose product is annotated as sperm associated antigen 16. Lineage: Eukaryota; Metazoa; Chordata; Aves; Accipitriformes; Accipitridae. Gene Ontology annotation, molecular function: protein binding. Gene Ontology annotation, cellular component: axonemal central apparatus. The coding region runs from base 1 to 879 and encodes 292 amino acids. Gene Ontology annotation, biological process: axoneme assembly. The transcript is spliced from 7 exons. The record is from RefSeq and is a predicted model, not a curated record.
AUGGCAAAGACUGUAGCUCCUGGACUCUUGGCUUUACAUCCCCGAAAAGACAUUGUAGUCACUGGCAGUAAUGACCAUCUCUGGAAAAUGUGGGCUUUACCUGAUGGGAACAUCAUCAUGACAGGCGAAGGUCACACUGAUUGGCUUUCAGGCUGCUGCUUCCAUCCAAGUGGCAGCCAGCUGGUCACUUCAAGUGGGGAUACCACAGUGCGGAUAUGGGACUGUUUAAAACGUGGAUGCAUUCUGACUUUAGAAGGACAUGCCCACACUGUAUGGGACUGCUCAUGGCAUUCAUGUGGUGAUUUUGUGGCUUCUGCCUCCAUGGACAACACAAGUAAAAUAUGGGAUGUUAACAGUGAGAGAUGCAGAUAUACGAUGUGUGGCCAUAAAGAUUCAGUCAAUAGCAUUGAGUUUCUUCCAUUCUCCAGCACUGUUCUCACUAGCUCUGCUGACAAGACUUUAUCUCUCUGGGAUGCCAGAACCGGUCUCUGUGUUUACACAUUCUAUGGUCACCUGCAUUCCUGUAAUCAUGCUAUGUUCAACAUGAAGGGUGAUACAAUUGCUUCCUGUGACUCCUCUGGCAUGAUGAAGCUCUGGGACAUUCGGAAGUCGGUCCCUAUUUUAUCUGUAGAUGCAGGCCCACAUCCUGCCAACCAGGUCGUCUUUGAUCACUCUGGUCGUAUCGUGGCUCUGGCGAGCAGCGAUGGAUCCCUUAAGGUUCUGCAACUUGAGUCGGGGCAGCUCUCUAGCCUGCGGGGCCACGGCGGCGAAGUGCACAGCGUUAUCUUCGAUCCCAGGGAUGAGCAGUUAAUUUCUGGGGGUGCUGAUGGUACGGUUUGUCUCUGGACCCGAGGAGCAGCAGCACCCUGCCUAACAUAACCUUAAUCUCAGGAAGAACAUGGUUUGACAACAUAGUGGCGAGGGCUUAGUGACAUGUUUCCAUAGGUAAUGUUUGCAGUGGGAAUAAUCACCCGAAAGGAGUAUUAUUCUGCAUUUUAUCCAAAUAAAACCCCCAAUUUCUCCCUCUCUCUGUCGA